AUGGUGCCAGCCCGCUGCCCGGGUCCCUGUGCCAUGCUGGCAUUGGCCCUCCUCUUUGGAUACGGCGUGGCUCUUUGCCUCGGCCAGAACGACACGGAGCCCAUCGUGCUCGAAGGGAAGUGUCUUGUGGUUUGCGACUCGAACCCUUCUUCGGACGGAGCGGUUACCUCCUCACUUGGCAUAUCAGUCCGCUCCGCUGGCGCAAAGGUGGCUUUUUCCGCCGUGCGUGGAACCAACCAUGAGCCGUCAGAGAUGAGCAACACUUCUAUGACCAUCUAUUUUGACCAGGUUUUAGUGAACAUCGGCAACCAUUUCGAUCUCAAAGCAAGUGUUUUCCAGGCUCCAAGGAGGGGGAUAUAUAGUUUCAGCUUUCACGUGGUGAAGGUCUACAACAGACAAACCAUACAGGUGAACCUGAUGCAGAAUGAUUAUCCGGUUAUAUCAGCAUUCGCCGGUGACCAGGACGUUACGAGAGAGGCGGCAAGUAACGGAGUACUGCUGAUGGUUGAACGGGAGGACCGGGUCUAUCUGAAGCUGGAACGGGGCACCCUAAUGGGUGGAUGGAAAUACUCCACCUUCUCAGGCUUUCUAGUCUUUCCUCUAUAAUCUAAUCUGCGAUGAUCCACAUCGCACGGGACUCUGCGUAGGUUGAGGAACAGAAAAAAACAAAACAAAAAAAACAUGCCAUUUAUUUUUAACUUAAAUAACUGUCAGCCAAGGAAGCCGACGAAUAUCUGUAUACCUACACUCGUCCACUGUCUAGUCAAACAUGAACGUUUCCUUGGAGUGUCAUAUAUUCAAAUCCAUCAGUCAACUUUAAACGCAAUCUGGAUGAUUAAACGUGUUGAUCGGCCAGUGGCUUGUGUUUGUCGGGUAUGUGGAUUUUUUUCUUGCUUGGAAAACAAACUUUACCAACAGACAAACGGGUGUAUCUGGGCAAAAUGGACAAGGGAGAAGAUGAGGAGUGGGAGAACUG
Messenger RNA from Xiphias gladius (swordfish), 976 nucleotides. RefSeq names its product cerebellin 2b precursor (gene cbln2b). The coding region runs from base 1 to 606 and encodes 201 amino acids. The record is from RefSeq and is a predicted model, not a curated record. The transcript has 3 exons. NCBI's taxonomy places the organism in Eukaryota, Metazoa, Chordata, Actinopteri, Istiophoriformes, Xiphiidae. Gene Ontology annotation, molecular function: protein binding.